Dracunculus medinensis (Guinea worm) is the source of this 519-nucleotide messenger RNA. Lineage: Eukaryota; Metazoa; Nematoda; Chromadorea; Rhabditida; Dracunculidae. The record is from the annotation of a GenBank genome assembly.
AUGACAACGUUUCGACAUAAGUCAAAUAUGAGUAAACCACUUCGAAUCUCGUUGAAUUCAUUAAACACUGAUAAUGGCCGAUUGACGAGAUCAUUCAAAUGUUUCAAGAAAAUAAAAAAGAUUGGUUUAUUUAUGACUGGAAAGCCAACAGCAAGCCGUAUGAAUAGAACUCUCAAUCUGCAGUCGUUCGAGGUGCAAAGUCAUAAAAAAACCUAUAUGACCACUUCACAAGAGUUAGAAAUACCAAAGUUUAUUGAAGUUGGAAGGACUGAACCACUCAGAGGAACACCUCGCCUUAAUGAUGAAGACUGUUCCGAUGAAGCUUACUUAAAACGUCACGAAAAACAUGAAAAACAAGAGAAAAUUAUGAAGAGGCGUGAUUUAAGUCGCCAACGCGAGCAGUUGUAUAGAAUGCAUCUCAUGAAGAUCUCAACACCCGAAGAGCCUAAAUUACCAAUGAUUAGUGCUGUUAAGGUGGUUUCUCGUAUACCAAAAUUUAAAACAGGAAAAAAGAAUUGA